Caenorhabditis briggsae is the source of this 282-nucleotide messenger RNA. The transcript has 2 exons. Bases 1 to 282 code for a protein of 93 amino acids. NCBI's taxonomy places the organism in Eukaryota, Metazoa, Nematoda, Chromadorea, Rhabditida, Rhabditidae. The record is from RefSeq and is a predicted model, not a curated record.
AUGCCACAUCCCGAAAAGUUCCUCCAGCUCCUGCGCUCCAUCUCCAGCCAAGUCUACAGUAUCACCAAGAAAAUUGUCUUUAUCUGUGGAGAAGCAAUGAAGGGUCAAGAAACUAAAGAACUAGAACAGUUUGGAGGGCAAUUGCAAAGAUUCAUAAAGAAUCUGGAAGCGGAAAAACUAGAAGAUGCCAAAGAAAGACGUCGCACCAGAGGACCUUACUCCCAUCCAAAUCUGGAUACUUGCGCUCAGACCGACGAGAUUCCACGUUUCUAUGCAGCAUAA